CUGUAGCCGCUAGAAUCGAAAGAAAAUGGCAUUUCGGAUAAAUCGCCCGAAAUCUGUGAUGGUACCCCUUUGGAAUCUACCAAAAAUUGACCAGGAAUAAAUCCGCCCAAAUCGGUGCUUAAUGGACUCAAUCAUCGUUGGAGAAUAGCCUCAGGCCGAAUCCCUGAUCUGUAGCCUUCAAUAUCCAAAUAAAAUGGCAUUUAGUCGCCCAAGAAAUUACAAAAAUGUCAUCCGAAAAUAAAUUGGCCCAAAUCGAUGCUUAACAGACUUAUCAUCCGUGGAGAAUAGGAUCAAUAGACUUCAUUAUCGGUGGAGAAUAGCCUCGGCCUGAUUUCGUGAUAUAUAGCCUCCAGAAUCGAAAGAAAAUGGCAUUUCGGAUAAAUCGCCCGAAAUUUGUGAUGGUACCCCUUUGGAAUCUGCCAAAAAUUGACCCGGAAUAAAUCCGCCUUAAUCGGUGUUUAAUUGACUCAAUCGUCGUUUGAGAAUAGCCUCAGGCCGAAUUCGUGAUCUGUAUCCUUCAAUAUCCAAAGAAAAUGGCAUUUCAUCGCCCAAGAAAUUACGAAAAUGUCAUCCGAAAAUAAAUUGGCCCAAAUCGAUGCUUAACAGACUUAUCAUCCGGGGAGAAUAGGAUCAAUAGACUUCAUUAUCGGUGGAGAAUAGCCUCGGCCUGAUUCCGUGAUCUGUAGCCUCCAGAAUCGAAAGAAAAUGACAUUUCGGAUAAAUCGCCCGAAAUCUGUGAUGGUACCCCUUUUGAAUCUGCCAAAAAUGACCCGGAAUAAAUCCGCCCAUAUCGGUGCUUAAUGGAUUCAGUCAUCGUAGGAGGAUAGCCUCAGGCCGAAUCUGUGAUCUAUAGCCUUCAAUAUCCAAAGAAAAUGACAUUUCGUCGCCCAAGAAAUUACGAAAUUGCCAUCCGAAAAUAAAUUGGCCCAAAUCGAAGCUUAACGGACUUAUCAUCCGUGGAGAAUAGGAUCAAUAGACUUCAUUAUCUGUGGAGAAUAGCCUCGGCCUGAUUCCGUGAUCUGUAGCCUCCAGAAUCGAAAGAAAAUGACAUUUCGGAUAAAUCGCCCGAAAUCUGUGAUGGUACCCCUUUGGAAUCUGCCAAAAAUUGACCAGGAAUAAAUCCGCCCAAAUCGGUGCUUAAUGGACUCAAUCAUCGUUGGAGAAUAGUCACAGGCCGAAUCCGUGAUCUGUAGCCUUCAAUAUCCAAAGAAAAUGGCAUUUCGUCGCCUAAGAAAUUACGAAAAUGUCAUCCGAAAAUAAAUUGGCCCAAAUCGAUGCUUAACGGACUUAUCAUCCGUGGAGAAUAGGAUCAAUAGACUUCAUUAUCGGGGGAGAAUAGCCUCGGCCUGAUUUCGUGAUCUGUAGCCGCCAGAAUCGAAAGAAAAUGGCAUUUCGGAUAAAUAGCCCGAAAUCUGUGAUGGGAACUUCUAUGUAUCUACUGACCAUGCACAUAGAAUACAUGAUAUUAGGAAGAGUUGCUGUGAUGUAUAGUAGCUAGGCUUCCAAUCAUCUGCUUGUAUUCAGUGGCAUUGAUCGAAUUUCCAUCUCAUGUCUUCGUGUUAUCUGUGUAUUUUGGUUUGUUGUACUUCAACUCCCAAGAUAUACCUCAUUCUUCCCCCAGACCUAUCGUCAAAUAUUCAGCGUCCAUUGAACACUUGAACUCUUUAAUCAUCUCAAGAUCAUUGCUUGCAUAAACGACAUCAUCAACAAAUAUAGGUGUUUCAAUUUUCUUGACAAAUAAGGUGUGAUCAUAAGGAAACCUCUCAAACCCAUGUGUCGCAAAAUAACCUUCAAUCAAGUUGUACCGGCCUCAUGGUUUCUGCUUUAGUUCACAGAGAGCCUUCUUUAAUUUUUAGACUUUACUUUCCUUCCCAUCGACCACAAAGCGUUGUGGUUGCUUUACAUAAACUUCUUAAGCCAACUCCACAUCCAAAAAUGUAAUUUUUUUUACAUCAAUUUCAAAUCCACUCAGACCAUAAGAAGCAUUAAGAUUAGGAAAGGUUAUGAUAGUAUCCCAUCUGACUACUAGAGCAAAUACAUCAGUGUAGUUUAUCCCUUGAGAGUAUUCCUUAGCAACCAAUCUUAUUUUAAACGUAUUAACUAAGUCAUCUUCCUUGAGUUUAGUUCUGACUAGCCACUUGACUCCAAUAGCUUUUGUUCCAAUAGCAAGGUAGUUAGGAACCAGGUAUUAUUUGAUUUUUGCAGUUAUCUUGUCUUCAAUGCCCUUGAAAAAUGUUCUUGAAGUUGCAGAGUCUACAAGUUUUGUAUCAUUUCCAAGCUUGACAACUCCAGUUCUUGAACUCUCCAAAGUUGUAAACCAGUCCUUGUUUCCUAUCAUGUGGUUGCUACAACCUGAGUCAAGAAACCAUCAUCCCUCAUUAGCUACUAGCAUCCUAUUGUACCACAUCAAUUAUAGAAAUUAACUAAACAUCAUCAUUAAUAUCAAUGGAAUCUGAGAAAUGAGCAUGUUAUUACACCAUUUAGGGUACACAUUUGUUAAAUGCUCUAAUUUAUGGCACUUGAAGCACUCUAAUGUACCUCUUCCAUUUUCUGAUCUUCAUCCACUUCAACCUUUUCUUCAACCAGAAUAAUAUCAUCUUCCUCCUUUUCCACCUCUAUAUCUAGUGCCAUGAGAAACCUUUCGUGCUUAAUUCUAUUCAAGAGGCGAGUUUCUUGCGAAAUUUAUGCUCAUGAACCAACAGUGAACUCUAAAGAGCAUAUAUAAAGGUACAAAUUCAUUUAGUAGCAUACAAAAUUUGUAUUUUUAUGUUAUGGUACAUCUCAGUGUGCACCAUAACAUAAAGGUACAAAUUCAGUUUGAAGCAUGAAGAAACUUGUACUAAAUAGUAUAGGUACAAAUUGAGUUUGUAAUAUAAUGUUAAAUGUAAAAUUUUAGUUUGUACCAUAUAUAAUAGAUUUUUUUAAGCCAAAAAUUCUCAUCCAACUCUUUAUAACCAUCAGCAACUAUCAGGCUUGUCAAUCCGACCCUUUGGAAUAGGUCCGAACAAAGUCGGUGCCGAAAACGGCCCCGUAAAGCAAGUUUGCCUCCAAAUCGCGGUCAAAAUCACGAAAACCAGUGGUCUGGCUGGAUUGAUAUAAUAUAUAGGGUUAAUAUAAUAUGUAUUAGUUGUUAAAUUACUAUACAUGUCAAAUUACAUUCUUGUUAUUCAAAUCUUAAAUUAUUAACAUAUAUGCACGUAUAUUUCUAUAAUACGAAUAAAAUCAUUGAAUGAAUUGGAUCUCGAUUUCGAUCAUUAAACCCCAAACUAUUUACUUGACCGGCUCAACCACAAUUAACAUUGAUAAGGAAGUCUUUUCAUCCAUGGCAGUCGACAAUGGACCAAUUUGUCCUCACACACACACGUUUACGAGUUGGGCCGUCGUCCGGCCCUACUCUCCACUCAUAGAAUCUGGGCCCGCCCGGCCAAAUUUACAGCCAAUCCUCGCUUGUCGCACAAAACGCCACCGUAUCACGCAUGUCGACAACAUUUGCUCUCCGGUGCUUCCUAAGCGCGGCAAGCGCUUUGCCGCCACCACGCGCUGCUCACCCGUUUUACAUGUCCUCUGUCGGCAACGAAGGGAAUUAUUUCCCACUUCAUCAUCCCACCGUUCAAUCCUACACCACACUUCCACGUCAUCACCAUCAACGGUUUUGGGUACCGCCAAAACGCCUCGGAUCCUUCACUGCGAGCGGCCGCGCAUUAUAUAUCUCCAUAAAUGAACCAAUUUUUUUGGUUAAUUUGAAGAGGAGAUCAUUACAGCGAGAAACGAAAGGGACUACUGAAAGAUAGACAAAAAAAAGGGUUUUGGGUUGUUUCCGUUGCGUCUGUAGGCAAAGGCAAAGCCGAGGUUUUUGGACGCUUCCCCCCAGCUCAGUUCCAGUCCAGACGCUUCUAUGGCGGAGCAAGAGGUGAAGAAACCGGAAGCUGAACCCCCAGUUGUAGCUGAAGCUCCGGCGCCGCCGGCUGCCGUGGAGGAGAAGACCAUGGUUCCCACGCCGGAAGAGGCCAAACCGGAGAAGACCCAUGAAGAAUCCCAUGCUCUGGCUGUGGUAGAAGCAAAGGCUUCAGAGCCGGUUCCGAAGAAGAUAUCGGGUGGAUCGCACGAUAGAGAUGUUGCUCUUGCUGAUCUUCAGAAAGAGAAGCAGACGGCAUUCGUCAAGGCAUGGGAAGUCACUGAGAAAUCUAAAGUGAACAACAAGGCUCAGAAAGAAAUCUCUGCUGUUUCUGCAUGGGAAAACACCAAGAAGUCAGCUGUGGAAGCUAAACUGAAAAAGCUCGAGGAGCAAUUGGAGAAGAAGAAGGCUGAAUAUGGGGAGAAGAUGAAGAACAAAGUGGCUCAAAUCCACAAAGAAGCUGAAGAGAAAAGGGCUAUGGUGGAAGCCAAGCGCGGGGAGGAGAUUCUGAAAGCAGAGGAAAUGGCUGCCAAAUACCGUGCCACUGGCCAAGUUCCAAAGAAGCUGCUCGGUUGCUUCUGAAAAACAAAAAGGCCAUGGAUACAAUGCAACUAUAAGACUGAGAGCUCCUCCUUCUGUGUGUUUUACCUUCAAAAAAUUUUCAUUUUGUGUUCCUUUCUGCCACUGAACUUUGGCUAUAUAUGUUUUGUGAACGACGAAGGGUAACCAUGUGAGCAAAUGUACUUUUCUGUAAGAUCUCAUGUGUCCAUAUGUACAAAAAAACGAAUGAAUCCAAGUCUGUAUUUUACUAUUUUUCACUCAUUUACUCUUUGCAACCUAUUUCCCUUUCAAUGCUGAAUUCACAUGUACAAGGAGUCUUGCGAGCUCAUAUGUCAAACAGGAAAAUGUGUUAUAAGUUUAAUCCUUUAAACGAAUCAUUAAAGGUGUACCAAUAGCACUCAAUUGUGACAAAAGAAAUCUCCCUUGGGAAUUGCACAGAUGAACAAAGCCAGCAAGCAAUUAUGUACACAUUUUAACAUUUGUUUUUUUAUGGCUUUCACAUUAGUACUUUCAACUCUUGAAUCUCUAUCUCAUCCUCUUUUUAAUCCGAAUACCUUUUUGAAGUUUUCAAAGAUUUUCCUUGUAGUGUAUUUCAUGUGUUAGCAGCUUCUCUAAAAACCUAUUUAUUUUAUACAUCAGUUUAGGAUGACAAUAGUACGGACAAAAUCGGGUUUCUCUAAACUCAAAUCCAUUUUAACGAGUGCAUUUAUUAAAAAAAUUAGGUAAAAUACUUCAUUGGAUUUUAGAAGUAAAAACUCAACCUAAUCCAAUGGAUACCACGGGUGUAUGGGUACUCACGUACAUGCACAUAACCAUCUAUCAUUUUUUUUAAUUACCCACAUCGUAAUAUCAUCACGAUAAUAAUGGAUAUAAAAGUUUCCUUGUAUUGUCUAGAGACAAAACCUAAUGAAACCAACAUGUUGUUCCUUUUUCUAAUAAUUUGUAUUGUUCAUAAUUUACUGAAUUAAACUUCGGUUUUCAAAUUUUUGUAAAAGUGAGUUGUAUUGAUUGUAGUUUACACAAUGAUAUCCAUUAUGAUAUAUUUCAAAUUUAAAAAUUAAUUAUUUUUUAUGCCACAAUGGCAUGAAUAGACACUAUUAUUGAGUGAAUAAUACAGAUGAAACAAGUUCAUUGUGAUCUACAAAAUAAUAUAUGUUUCGAUAUAUUUCGAGAAAAUGUUUAUGUACCACCCAUUACCACUUUUGUUUUCAACUCAAGUUUUGAAUUUUUUUGCACAUAAUCUGACGAUUUCAUCGUGAUCUAUUGCGCUGAAAGAGUUUUAUGGGAUGACUCUUAACGGAACAAAAAAAUGUAAAGAAAGUUUUGAGACAUUA
Molecule: messenger RNA, 5790 nt
Organism: Linum trigynum
Lineage: Eukaryota; Viridiplantae; Streptophyta; Magnoliopsida; Malpighiales; Linaceae
Source: the annotation of a GenBank genome assembly